Hermetia illucens (black soldier fly) is the source of this 811-nucleotide messenger RNA. RefSeq lists its product as uncharacterized. The transcript has 4 exons. The record is from RefSeq and is a predicted model, not a curated record. NCBI's taxonomy places the organism in Eukaryota, Metazoa, Arthropoda, Insecta, Diptera, Stratiomyidae. Bases 95 to 739 code for a protein of 214 amino acids.
CUGCAUAAUUUCGAUAUCAGUUCCAUGGGGUUAGUUGUUUUCAAAGCAAGUGUUGCUAUUGAGACUGUUUAUUCUAUUCAAGGAUAAAGCAAAAAUGGUUGUAAAGCAAUUGUUAUCGGUGAUAUUCUUUGUGUUCACGUGCCUGGAAAUUAGUAAGAGUGUGCAUAAUAAACAUCCAGUGCCAUUCAACAAAUUAGCAACAUGCCAGGAAUUCGAUGUAGAGUCAAAAUCGUGUCUGCAUUACUUUCCUGUUGGAAGCAUUAAAAACUACAAGAACAGGGACUUUAAACUACAAAUGAAGUUUUACGUGAUGGCAACGAACGAUGCUAAUAUUGUACUUACAAAUGGAUUGGAAUUGGGAAAGGGACGUAUCGCAUAUACCAUUGUUGUUGCGGGUUUUGAAAACACAUACUCUUGGAUUCGAAAUACAACUGAAGUGACAGUUGGCAUAGACAGUCAUUUGCCGAAAAUUCUGUCACCACUCUGGCCAACUCCCAUCCUUGUUCAGGUGAAAUAUGAUGGAACUUUGCUGGUGUCAAUUCCGGAUGUGGCAGAACCACUUAUGGUAGCUGACGCUCGAGACUUAACAGAAAUCAAUCAAGUCUGCAUUUAUGCCUGGAAUUGUGAAAGUCGGUGGUUCUAUAACUGCACUGAACUUGAAGAUGUUUUUAUUGAAGAUGAAUCAGAUUGUUCUCACAAUAAAAGAGAUUGCUUGGCAGGAAUUGAAUGGGUAAAUUGAAAGCAUCAUUGAAAUUUAAGUUGUAUUUUUUGACUUAAGUGAUAAAGUGAGUAAAUAAAGUCUGUUUGGACG